AAAAAAUAUUCUCUUCCGUCUCUCUCGCUGCUCUCUCUCUCUCUCUCUCCUUUUCGAAGGGUAACUUGAAAGCCACGGGGACGUGUGUACCCGAUGUCCACGAGACGGAGACCCCGUGGCUGUACAGUGCUAAAGAGAACAGUCAAGUCGAUUGAUUCAAUCUCGGUUGCGCAGUAAUUAAUCGGAAAACAUAUCGAGGCUGAGCGAGAGUCGCGGGAGACAAGAUUUCACGAUGUCGAUUUUUAUCCACGUAACGUGUACACAGCAUCGAGCGGGGGUGUCGACUUUCCACGAGAUCAAUGAAUUUCAUCUUCACUCUGAGAGUUCGUUUCUCCCCAGUUGAGCCGAGAAUAAGAAGGGUCGCACAGGAGGUUUUUCUGGAAGAAGCUACUUUGGAUCGUGACACCGAGUUCGUACCGAUGAAUUAUCCAAUUCAAGGACAACCCCGGAAGCCUUUCUCCGUUUUCGCCACGGCAAAGCAGCGGCGUCUGCUCCCCCCGAUCGCAAUCGCUCGCAGCCGGUUUUUCGUGACGAAAGUAGAGAAAAAUUUGCGAUCCACGAGUGGUAUCGGUAACGAGGAAAGGAAAGGAAGGAGAAGGAAGGAAGUGAGGAAGGACGACCACCUCGUGGCGGACUAUUUCUCUGCUCGCCUGACAUCCACAUCCUGGAUUUACGCUCGAGUUAUCGCGUUUUUCCCCCGCAACGUACAUCGACGCAUCGGACAGUCGCAGGAGCCGUUAAUGCAUCGGCGCAAAACAAUAUAUGUUUAUAUUCUUGAUGGGAAAGUGCAUGUGCAUGCUGUUCGAGAAAUCCAUGUUUAUGGGAUAUCUUUCAUCGCGUUGUUGCAAAUAACGUGGGCAAGUUGAGCGAGUAGGCCAGCAAAACGAGGACAUCGAGGAAGGAGCAACCGUACGAACACCGGGGUGGACCAAUUAAUGUUUAAUAACUGGGAAAUCCAUGCCACACCAAUUACAUGUCGAUGAUGAGAGAUGGAGCUCGAAUUUAUUCUCUCGCGGUUCUCAAGAGUUCCGUGCACUUUUAUAGCCUUUCUUCGUGUAUAUGCCUACAAGUAUAUACUCGCACAGUUGUUUAAAACUGUGAGAGAAGAGCACGCGCUGGUAGAUGCGAGAAAUGCACGAAAGGUGCACUUACAACGUCUAAUAAAGCAACCCACAAAUACCAUAUAUCGUGCGAUUCAUGAUCACUCGACGGAGAGCCUAUCGAGACUGUUGAUAUUGAGAUGUACGAUUGAAACUCCAACGAGAGAGCUAUUACACAACGUGCCAAGUACGCUUAACGAUAAAUCUACUGUUUUACACUUUCGCAACGUGCCAUUGAAAAGCUACAGAAAAACAUGAUUUUUUCACACUUUAGCGCGUAUUGUUAGUCGAGAAGAUGAACUGAACAUUUAUUCAGAAGCUAACGAAAGUCGCGAAAACGAUACUUUUUUCAAUGACAAUUAUCUCGCAUCCGGAUAUGGCGCAUCAAUCGAAGAUGUUUUUCAAUUCUAGCCUUUUAUAAACGUAAAAAAACGAGGAUAAAUGUGUGACACGAAGCAGUCCACUACUGAACAAUUGAAUCGCAGUCGAAGAAAUAAAACAAUGACAAAAUCUUCAAUGAUCGUAUUACGAAAAGAAAUUUUUUGCCCUGCCUUAAAAUAAGAGUUUUAGAAUUAUCGAACGACGAUGAUUUUGUGAAAUGUCAAUAGCGCGUGAGGCUUUUUAGCCUGUGGCUACAAAACACGAUAAUAAAUUAAGUCGCUAUCAUA
This is a messenger RNA of Venturia canescens, 1768 nucleotides long. RefSeq lists its product as uncharacterized. Lineage: Eukaryota; Metazoa; Arthropoda; Insecta; Hymenoptera; Ichneumonidae. The transcript is spliced from 5 exons. The coding region runs from base 300 to 866 and encodes 188 amino acids. The record is from RefSeq and is a predicted model, not a curated record.